UGCAAGGUUGAGCUAAGAGUGAGUACUGUGUGUGUGGUGAAGAAAGGAAAGGAUUAGGGGUGGAGAGAGAGAGAGAGAGAGAGGAAGAGAGAAAUGCGGGUGAGAGAGCAGUGCUGCCUAUAAAGUAAGAAAUGACACAAGCAUCUCAAGGACAUCAGCAGCACAAUGCCCACAGAACACAGGAAUCACCGCUCUCUGAACGGUCAGUGUAAAGGAUCUCCUAAAAGACAGUCAUCAGACGUUGUUUAUGUAGUUGGAGGAUGGAGUAAGGACAACCCUUCGUGUCAAGUGGAGCAGUUCUGCAGUCAGAAUAAUGAGUGGAAGAUGACCAAGCCCAUGCUUCGCCCCCGCAAAGACGUUGGUGUGUGUGCGAUGGGUGGGCUCAUUUACAUAGUGGGCGGAGCUGAUGACUUCACCUGCGUAACCAGUGUGGAUAGGUAUGAUCCUGAGCGUAAUUCAUGGUGUGGUGACGUGGCCCCCCUCACCUCAGCCCGCUCCAGAGUGUGUGUGCUGGAGAUGGAUGGCUUUCUCGUCACACUGGGGGGUUACGAUGGGACCGCCUGCACAAAUGCUGUAGAAAGGUAUGAUCCUGAAGGGAACUGUUGGAGUAAGUUAGCUCCGAUGCUAAGGAGGCGUGCUGGAGCGGCGGCCGCUGUGCUGGAUGGACACAUUUAUGUAGUGGGGGGAAAUGAUGGAGAUACAUCCCUUGACUCAGUGGAGAGGUUCGGUGCUAUAGAGGGGGUCUGGUCCCUGUGCCCCCCCAUGCUGAGUGUAAGGGAGGGUGCAGGGUGCUGUGUGUAUUUGGGAUGUGUGUAUGUUGCGGGUGGGAGAGAUGAGUUUGGGCUGCCUCUCUGCACUGUGGAGAAAUAUGAUCCGCACACGGGCCGCUGGAGUCCAGCCAGGGCCAUGAGGAACAAAAGAUAUCAGGUAUCUCUGGUGGUGUUUGAUGGACUCCUGCUGGCUAUUGGAGGAUCUGAUGGAGUCAGUGACUUGAAGACUAUGGAGGCCUACGACCCUGAAGCCAAUUCCUGGAGGCACUUUGGCAGUAUGAAGUCCAAACACCCUGGUGGUCACGUUGCACUUGUCAAGGCUUUGUAAGAAUAGUGUCACAGACUGCAUCAGUCACAUGUGCUAAAUAAAAACAUUGUAGAACUAUUGUUUUCAAAUUCAGUAUAUAGAAUCUAGGCAAUAAUUUUGGAAUGUAGCAAAGCAGAAUAUUUACUAAAUAAAUGUGAAAAGUACCCCUG
Molecule: messenger RNA, 1247 nt
Organism: Astyanax mexicanus (Mexican tetra)
Lineage: Eukaryota; Metazoa; Chordata; Actinopteri; Characiformes; Acestrorhamphidae
Product: kelch-like protein diablo
Exons: 8
Coding region: 166-1098 (310 amino acids)
Molecular function (GO): protein binding
Source: RefSeq, a predicted model, not a curated record